Molecule: messenger RNA, 5212 nt
Organism: Chroicocephalus ridibundus (black-headed gull)
Lineage: Eukaryota; Metazoa; Chordata; Aves; Charadriiformes; Laridae
Product: alpha-fetoprotein-like
Biological process (GO): transport
Cellular component (GO): blood microparticle; cytoplasm
Source: RefSeq, a predicted model, not a curated record
GGAUGCAAGUAUUGAACGAGCUCCACAAGCGCAUUCUCUGUCUCCUCCGGGCUUCCCCGGGAACAAAAAUGAAUCUCUGCUUAAAUUCCUGCAGUAGAAGCAUGUAAAGUACCAGGAACACGUUAUACUCCCAUGGUUGCAAGAAGGUUUGCUUUUCGUUAUGCUCCUACGGUUGUUCUGGUUAUCGACUAUGAGUGUGCAGUUGAGAAGUGCUGCAAACAGCCUAUUCCCAGCUUUUACUUGAAUCUAAAGUUUUGGAGAUUAUUUUGUUUCAAGAUUCGGAGACAUUUUGAUGGUAAUUGUUAAUGCAGCAAAAAUAUUGUAGGGGGUGCUUUUCAGCCUUUUCACCGUGGCACCUUGGGAGCUGGGAGCAAGAGAUGGCUUGUUCAGCAAGGAGGGAUAAAAUACCAGGUCAACAGCUGAACUUGGGAUUUCUUAGUCAACAAUGUGUUACGAAGGCAUCUUCUGCCCAGCAACCACCUUUGAACAAAUGUGUAAGUAGAUGAGAUCAAUGAACGAAGCUCACCCCAGGCCCCUGCCAAAAUCUGACAGUAUGAAUUGGAGAACAAUAAUUUAUGUUAUUUUAUUGGUGAGCCUUAAUGUAGUCAAAGCCCUGCCUAGAAGUUAUCGGGACAUAGAGGAAAAAAACAGCAUUGGCCAGCGUUUUUCGCAGCUGCAGGAGAAUAACUUUAAAGCCAUUGCCAUGAUCAUGUUUGCUCAGUACGUGCCAGGAGGCACGUUCGGCAGAGCAGUGGAAAUGGCUGAAGACGUCACAGACCUCGCCAAAAGGUGCGCUGCCGCCGCCAGGGACAGCCCCGACUGCCUGAAGCCUUUGGACAGGAUUUUCCUCGAUACAAUAUGCCAGGAGGAAAAUCUUCCCAGGUUUACUGAUUGCUGUACUAAAAAGGAUCCUGAAAGAAAUGACUGCUUCCUCUCCCUUAAAAAUUCAUCAAGAGGGUUCAUUUCUCCUUUUGAAAGGCCAAACGCUGAAGCUGCCUGCAAAAAUCAUUCACAGCAUCAACAUCCACUAACAGGAUACUUUAUCUACGAGGUUUCCAGAAGGCAUCCUUUCCUCUAUGCCCCAACAAUCCUUUCUGUCGCUAUCCGGUAUGAUGAGAUGAUGAAGAACUGCUGCGGAAGUGCUGAAGACCCCACUCGUAACCUGGAGGAAUGCUUUCGCAGACAGGCACCAAAGGUGAUGAAGCCAGUAAAAGAAGACGGCCUGAGGCAGGAACACACAUGUGGAAUCCUGAAGAAGUUUGGAGAAAGGACCUUAAAGGCUCUGAAACUUGCUCAGAUAAGCCAAAAAUUCCCUAAAGCUGAUUUUGCUACUGUUAACAAACUAGUGAUGGACAUUGCUAACAUGCACAAGGACUGCUGUCGUGGAGAUAUGCUGGACUGUAUGCACGAUCGGGAAGAGAUUCUACACUAUGUCUGCACCAACCAAGACAUCCUAUCAAGUAAAAUCAAGAAGUGCUGUGAAAAGCCUCUGUUACAGAGAAGUGAAUGCAUAGUUAAUGCGGAAAAUGAUGACAAACCUGCAGGCUUGUCCCCCCACGUCAGGGAGUUUAUAGAAGACAAAGCAAUAUGUGAACGUUUUGCCCAGGAAAGAGAUAUGCACUUAGCCAGGUUUCUGUACGAAUAUUCCAGGAGACACCCUGAAUUUUCUGCUCAAAUGCUUUUAAGAAUUGGUAAAGGAUACGAGGACCUGCUGAAGGAGUGCUGCAAAGCCGGUGCUCCAGACAACUGCUGCAGCAGAGGGGAGGAAGAACUGAAGAAACAUAUUUAUGAAACUGAAAGCGUCAUGAAGACAAGCUGUGACAUUUACAAGGAGAAAGGAGAUUACUAUUUCCAAAACGAGCUUCUCAUGAGCUUCACCAAGAAGAUGCCUCAGCUGACAUCCGCAGAGCUGAUAAAAUUCACCAAGCAAAUGACUACAAUCGGCUCCAAAUGCUGCCAGUUAAGCCAGGACAAGCUGCUGCCUUGCGCCGAGGAAAACCUGGAUCUCGUGCUUGGAGAAAUAUGCCGAAGACACCUGACCGACCCCAUAAACCCAGGAGUUUGCCAGUGCUGUAGCAGCUCCUAUGCUUUCCGGAGGCCGUGCAUGGGGAAACUGGAAGUGGAUGAGAAUUACGUGCCCUUAUCCUUGACUCCUGGUCUGUUCACUUUCCAUGAAGAUUUGUGUACGACUGAAGAGGAGAAGUUACAGCACAAGAAGCAGGAAAUGCUCGUCACCCUCAUCAAAUACAAGCCCCAGAUCAGCCAGGAGCAGCUGACCUCCGUCACGGCCGCCUUCACUGCCAUGAGGGAGCGCUGCUGCAGAGAAGAAAACCGCCAGGCGUGUUUCGGGCAAGAGGGUCCAGAACUUAUAAAAAGAAGUGAAAAACUGUUGUCGGCAUAAAGCGCUUGCGCAGCACAGUGGAAGAUACCUGCUGAAUGAUGGGAAGUCUCACAAACUCAACAGGGAGUGUAUCUUUGCUAAAAGUUCCUGACAUAUAAACAGGAACAGAUGAUUUGUCACAGCGGAGAAAACAAAGUUGUGGCUCUUUACUCACAAAUCUAACCAAGUCCCGACUGUUUGCACCAGCUGCAGCUCUGCCACCGUCCCAUCUGCCGCCACGAACAAGGUAAACGCGGUGCCUCCCAAUGAAACAUCCAACUCCCGCAUAGGAUCCGCUGAGCCCGGAUCUGAACCUGGACCCCGCUGGGACUGCGAGCUGUAAACCCGGAUGCGCGCAGCGCUCAGCUUACCUGCAAAUUAAAUGUCUUCGCUCAUCUUAUCCCAAUGGGGGAGAAACCCAUAGGCAAACGCCUCCUUCCUGGCUCCUAUCACUGAUUCAAAAUGAUCAAGAACACAAAAUUUACACCAAUUGAACUCAAAGCCAGUUUAAGCGCGGGGCGAGGGGUGCAGCACCUUAAAGAAAUCCACUGGAAGAAUAAGUUCAAUGGAUGAAAAUUCAGGGUUGAGCUGUGGCCACCGUCUUACAUUAUGGAAUAUUAUUUUGCUUAUACCAAAUAAUCACACAUAAAAAAAAAAAAAGGCAGGCAUUUUAAAUCUUAAGCUUAUGAACCAUAAGCGCAAAUGAGAUCAAAUUAAGAAAAUCUGCCUGUAACCACUUCUAAAUUAUUUUUCAAUCACCAAAUAAUUAUUUUUGCAUUUUUAUAGCACUGUCCUUGAAAGACAACACACGUACUCAGUAAUUGGGCUGCUCUUGGGGAGUUGUAGAGUUGCCUUUAAGCACAGAAAAAGAUGAAAAAUGAGCAAAAUGCGAUGGAAAGGGCAGAGCAGGAGCUGCUGCCACAGCGGCUCGGCAGAGCAACGCUCAGAGAAAGCCCCGGGAGGCUGCCAGACCCACACUCCAGGGCUUGACACAGAAGCAGCUUUUGGGUUUUUACUUUCUUUUUACCUUAAAAGAAAUUAGAAGGCAUGUUAAAAAUCAUAUGUCAAAACCAGUACUAAAAUAAAGAAAUGUUUUUUCUGGAAACCUUUGGCUCGAAGGAAGAGACACCCGAGUACCUGAUUCCUUCAGUGGACGAACCGAGCAGCAAUUAUCCACGAGGUAUUUGUUAAUAUCUGUACGAUAAAAGAAACGUUGCCCAAACAGCUUGCAAUCAGACCAGCAGGGAGAAGGUUUCAGACUCAGGUUGGAGAACUUGACCAAACCGAGUCCCAGCAGGACCUGUCCUGCGUACGCGGCUGGGCAAUGCUUUCAUUAAGGCUAUAAAUAAAGAGAAGAAAAACCUUUCGUUAGACAGGUGGCUGCCAGCAAGACGGAGACACGCCGCUGUGAAUCCCUUCGCAGCAUUUCUGUGUCAAAAACAGUUUGGCAAAUUAGAGAAACUGCCUAGAAGAAAAACCAGCUACGUUCUGUGAGGCCAAAUUUGCCAGACACCGCAGGAAGGACGAAGCAGCUGCGCCCUUCCAGUGGAGGGAGCUGGGCGGUAACAACACCCUUAGAACGAAUCGCACACUGACAGAGCGUCGCCAGCCCUUUGCUGACAAUUAAAGUCCGAGUUCGUGCUCGUGUGUCGGGGGUACAAGCACAACCUCAGAUAAAACAGAAUCAGGAGCUGUGUCACACACGGGUCACGGUUCCAUUUUCCCCACCUCUGCUAAGGACUUUGCCGGAGCAUUGGGAGAAAUCUCGGGUACCUGGAGAGCAUUUCAGUGAAAAGAGAACAAGGGUAACAGUCAACGAUCCAGAAAACACGAAAAAGAAAGCUAAAAUAGACUGGGAGUGCCUGGUAUCAUGAGCAAGGCUGCAGGGACUUGGAAACCUUCAUAUGCCAAAAAACACUGAUCCCAGGGCAAACAGCAGCCAGUGGGUGCCUGGGAAGGGGAACAAAACACCAGGAUCAUCCAUCGGGGCAAGGUGGGGAGCUGCCGGAGACACACGGACACGCAACAAGCUGCACCCGAGCAGCCGCGCUGACUCCGGUGCCAAACCAAGGGCUGGGGGGGCACCACGGGCUUCUCUCCGCACGGGGUUUUCUCAGGAGUUUGUGUUCCGAUUAAGAUCAGUCUGCUGGAAUUUGGGGGGUGAUUUGGGUUUCCAGCUGUUUUUAGAAACCCUGUGCUGAGGUGAGAUUUUUCUCCUGGAGGAGGUGGGCAGCACAAGCUCAGGUGAGAUCCGUACUCCAAUUCCUGUCUCUGUGGUCCAUGGCUUGGGCUCUGAACUCAAAUGCAACCCCCCUUUCCUCUGUCUCCUCUGUUUUCCAUUGCUGUGUAACCUUGAAUACCCAAUAAUGAUUUGGAAUAAAUUCUUCCCCUGUUCGUGGCUGUAUUUGUCUGAAACAACUCAUUUCAACGAGCACAGGGCUCACAAGAACCAAGGCCACGGCAGGCACCGCUUGAUUCCAGUAGCCCUUAAACCCAGCAGACUCCGGGCCCCCGUGCCAGGCUCCGUACUUCUUUUCCAGCAUCUUUCAGCCCCAGUUCAGCAGGACAAGUGAAAUAAAAACAAUUCAAGGAUUUAACAUCAGGUGGUGGCAAAAAAUGGCUCAGUUUAGGAAUUGUGUACAUAAAGGUACUUGAAAACAUUUCCUUUACCAUACGGUCUGUGCGUUGCUUUGUCUUUUUAUCACAGCCCAAAGAAUUCUAUUUCAUAUUGCAAUAUUUUCACACUGCACCUUCAGACAUUUUACACAACAGAAUGUUACAGAAACAGCCUCUUCUGCAUAAAAAUACUUACCAUUUCCUAGUGGGCCCAGA